AUCUUUUUCCUACUUCAGUACCAUAUUUUUCAACAAACCAUAUUGAGGUUUGGAAAAAGAACCGAAAAACAAUAAUGGCAUUGCAAACAGCGGCAACUUUCAUGACACCAACCAAGGUUGGUGUCUCUAGCCGGUUGCAACUCAAGUCGUCUUCAUCAAGCAUUUGCAAGGCCUUUGGUGUAGAGUCUUGUGGAGCCAAUAAGGUCUCUUGCUCACUACAAGCUGAUUUUAAAGAUUUUGCUCAAAAGUGCACCGAUGCUGCCAAGAUUGCCGGCUUCGCUCUUGCCACUUCUGCCCUUGUUGUCUCGGGAGCAAGUGCUGAGGGAAGUCCAAAAAGGCUAACUUUUGAUGAGAUUCAAAGCAAGACAUACAUGGAAGUAAAAGGAACCGGAACGGCUAACCAAUGUCCAACCAUUGAGGGUGGAGUUGAUGGGUUCGCUGUCAAGCCAGGCAAAUACAAUGCCAAGAAGUUCUGCUUAGAACCCACGUCUUUCACAGUGAAAGCCGAGGGUGUAAGUAAGAACUCUGCACCUGAUUUCCAAAAUACUAAGCUUAUGACCCGUUUGACUUACACACUUGAUGAGAUCGAGGGACCUUUGGAAGUAUCUUCAGAUGGAACCAUUAAGUUUGAGGAAAAAGACGGAAUUGAUUAUGCUGCCGUGACUGUUCAGCUUCCAGGGGGCGAACGUGUGCCGUUCCUCUUUACGAUCAAACAACUUGUAGCAUCCGGUAAACCUGAGAGCUUUGGUGGAGAAUUUCUAGUGCCAUCAUACAGAGGCUCAUCUUUCCUUGACCCAAAGGGUCGAGGUGGAUCCACUGGAUACGACAACGCUGUGGCCCUGCCAGCUGGUGGGAGAGGAGACGAGGAGGAGCUUUCUAAAGAGAAUGUAAAGAAUGUGGCAGCGUCAACAGGGAAGAUCACUUUGAGUGUUACCUCAAGCAAGCCUGAUACUGGUGAGCUGAUCGGGGUGUUUGAGAGUAUUCAGCCUUCAGAUACUGAUCUUGGAGCCAAGGUUCCUAAGGAUGUAAAAAUCCAAGGUGUUUGGUAUGCACAAUUGGAGUAAUAGAUGAUUCGGAUUUUAGGGUUGAUGUAUUUGUGCUUUGUUACUCCUGUCCUGACAACCGAGGUGUAUCAACAUUUUCUUGCUUGUAUAUUAUCAAGAAUACUUAUAAUGAAUGUUAUGAUAUAUUUUCUUGUAUGCAAA
Erigeron canadensis is the source of this 1205-nucleotide messenger RNA. RefSeq names its product oxygen-evolving enhancer protein 1, chloroplastic. Gene Ontology annotation, cellular component: photosystem II oxygen evolving complex. Gene Ontology annotation, biological process: photosystem II assembly; photosystem II stabilization. Gene Ontology annotation, molecular function: oxygen evolving activity. NCBI's taxonomy places the organism in Eukaryota, Viridiplantae, Streptophyta, Magnoliopsida, Asterales, Asteraceae. The transcript has 2 exons. Bases 75 to 1064 code for a protein of 329 amino acids. The record is from RefSeq and is a predicted model, not a curated record.